Messenger RNA from Tuber melanosporum (Perigord truffle), 3196 nucleotides. RefSeq lists its product as uncharacterized. Gene Ontology annotation, biological process: ubiquitin-dependent protein catabolic process; protein ubiquitination; DNA damage response. The transcript is spliced from 6 exons. Bases 406 to 3027 code for a protein of 873 amino acids. The record is from RefSeq and is a predicted model, not a curated record. Gene Ontology annotation, cellular component: Cul4-RING E3 ubiquitin ligase complex. Gene Ontology annotation, molecular function: ubiquitin protein ligase binding. NCBI's taxonomy places the organism in Eukaryota, Fungi, Ascomycota, Pezizomycetes, Pezizales, Tuberaceae.
CGAGGAGAGGACAGUCAAGGCCAAUUGUUUUUUUUUGCUCUCUCUUUCUCUCGAUCCCCUUCUCUCCCCUUCUCACCUUCUCCACUGUGUCGGUGGUGUAUCUUCACCCCAACAAACAAUCCUCAUCCCCUUACCUCCUCUUAUCUCCACUACAACAUCAUUCCUCCCUCUUCCCAUAACCUCUCAGUUCUACUAUUAGCCUCCACUGUAUCGGCUACCGCAUCGGCUGUUCUGGCCUUGGGCUAAACGACUCGACCGGUCCAUCCAUCAUCCUAACUCCGACCCAGUCCAGGCCUGUUAUCUGUUUGAUACUUUACAUUGACCCCCCCCUCUCCCAAGCUAUUGCACCACCUGCAUUACUUGAUCGAUAUAGUCCUCCCAUCGCUCGGGGCGAGCCAUUGGUAGAUGCCGGAGAAGGUGUCCGAUCAGGAGACGCAAUCUCAAGGCAAAAAGCGCAAACAAAAUUUACAAUCCCCUCGGCCGUCACAAGGCUUCUCUCAGAGAAGUAUUACCGAUUUCUUUGGGGAUAGCACCUUAGGUUUGGACGUACCUACCUCUCGCCCAAGCAGUCCAAAACGUUCCCGAAAGAACUCGGAACAGCCUGAGCUCCCAAAGGACAUGUCGACUCCUUUAAACGAGCAAGCCUGGCGUCGCAUCAGCGAGAACAGGGUUGCUGAUCUCAAUGGUCUCCCACCUCACCCUCGAGAUCCGCCAAACCCAAACACGAAUAUAGUUGCGACUAAGCCCCCGCGCCCCGCCCCGUUUCAGCCUCACGCUGGUGCACCUCGCAAAUUACAUAUAAAGAAUCUGCGCAAACCUUCGAAGAUUGACCCGGAUGUCUACUUUAAUCAGACUUGGGGCUCUCUGGAAGCUGCACUCGCAGCAAUCUUUGGGAGCCGCAAAAUAUCUGCUAGCUUGGAGGAGCUGUACAGAGGCACCGAAAAUAUAUGUAGAGCCGAUAGGGCCGGUGAGCUCUACAUUAGGCUUAAGGCUUGCUGCGCUACCUACGUUGGUGACUACCUCAAGGAUUCUAUCAUAGCUUGCAAUAGCUGGAAAGAUGAUGCUGUCAAGUGUGUUGUCAGUGCUUGGGAGAAGUGGAAUGCUCAGCUGGGGAUGAUUAGAUCCGUGUUUUUGUACCUUGACCGUUCUUACCUCCUUAACAAUGCUAAUCCGAGUCUUCAGCCUGUGGAACCCACCGGGCUAGAACUCUUUCGGCACCAUAUAAUACUGGCCCAAGAAAUAGAAACCAAAUUUAUGGAUGGAAUCAUGGCUCUGUUCGAACGCGAUCGCCAGCAAUGCUCAAUCGACGCUUCUCUGCUCACACGUGCCGUUCGCAUGGUGGAUAGUUUAGACCUCUAUGAGACGAACUUUGAGCCCCGGUUCCUGGCCAUGUCUAGAGAAUAUUACGACCGCCUUGGGAUUCUAGGGGCAACUUCUAACUCCCUUGCGGAGUACCUUGACGAAUGCUCUCAGCAAUUACACAAGGAGGCAUUAAGAUGCGAGAGGUACCGCUUGGAUCCGCCUACAAAGCGAUCUAUGGGGCUUAUACUCGAGGAGGGAUUGUUGAAAAACCAAUUACUUAUCCUCACUGAUCAGGGAAGUAUCGAGGAUCUUUUACAAAAGCAAGAUCAUAAAUCCUUGGCGACCCUUUAUAGCCUUCUUGAUCGGAUAGGGGAGCCGAGCAGCUAUCUAAGGCUGGCAUGGGAGAAACAUAUACUUACUGUGGGUAGAAGUAUAAUCGAGGACGAGAGCCGAGAAAACGAAAUGGUGCAGCGGCUUUUAGAGCUUAAGGAUAGCCUAGAUUCUUUUGUUAGGGUGCCGUUCAAGGGUGACGAUACGUUGGCUUAUGCUUUGAGGGAGUCGUUUGGAACAUUCCUCAAUGCGCGCACCAAGGAUCGAUCAGAGAUGGUGAAUUCAAAGCCGGCUGAAAUGAUUGCGAAAUAUGUCGAUGCGCUGCUAAGAGGGGGUGCCAAAGGAACCUCUACAGGGACGCCUGGUGAUGAAGAUGCUAGGUUGGCCCAUUCGCUGGAGCAGGUCCUUGACCUGUUCAGGUUCAUCCAGGGGAAAGAUGUGUUUGAAGCGUUUUACAAGAGGGAUCUUGCAAGGAGGCUAUUGAUGGAUAGAAGCGCUAGUCGAGAUGCUGAACGGAGCAUGAUAACCAAAUUAAAAACCGAGUGCGGAUCCGGAUUCACUCAAAACCUAGAGAGCAUGUUCAAAGACAUUGAAAUAUCUCGAGAGGCGAUUUCGCAUUUCAAAACGACAAGGAACCGCGCGGGGAAUUCUCCAAAUGUAGAUCUCAACGUUCUAGUACUUUCUCAGUCAGCAUGGCCAACCUAUGACGAGGUGCCGGUAGUUAUUCCACUUGAGAUGGCGCAAUAUCUAGAAUCCUAUAGAAAUGUCUACUGCGAAAAACAUAGUGGAAGGAAGCUCAUGUGGAGACACGCGUUGUCACACUGUGUUCUAAGGGCGAGAUUUGCACCGAAUGUGAACAAGGAGCUAGUUUUGAGCGCCCUCCAAGCAGUAGUCCUCCUACUAUUUAAUGAUGCGGAAUUUGGAACCUACCUCUCAUACCAACAAAUUAAAGGAGGCACCGGACUAGACGACAAACAGCUAAUUCGCACCCUCCAAUCCCUCGCGUGUGCUAAAUACCGCGUUCUCCAGAAGGAGACGAAGGGGAAGGACAUCCUCCCGACAGACAACUUCUGCGUAAACCGGCACUUCUCGGCACCCAAAUUCCGCAUCAAAAUCAACCAGAUCCAGCUCAAAGAAACGAAAAAGGAGAAAGAAGACACCUUUGAACGCGUAGCCCAGGACAGGCAGUACGAGACUCAGGCUGCCAUCAUCCGCAUUAUGAAGAGCAGGAAGAAGUUGAGGCAUAACGACUUGAUUCAGAUGACAAUUGAUCAGACCAAGAAUCGGGGGAAGUUGGACGUUCCGGAAAUCAAGAAGCAGAUUGAGAGGUUGAUCGACAAAGACUAUAUGGAACGCCUCCCCGGGGGGGAGACUUGGUAUCAGUAUGUUGCUUGAGUUGUAUUGUCUCUUUCUUUCGGCUUCUCUGCUUGCUCGCUCGUUUAGCUAUUACACAUUACCUUGUUUUUACUCCCUUUCUUUAGUGGGUAUGUUUGUUAGGCUCGGCGUAAUACAUUGUAGAUUAGCCUCUCCCCGUAUUAUUUGUUAGUUUGCAUGCUUUUCCUAG